GAACACUGCAACCAGACUUUUCGCCGCGCGGAACAUCUGCAACGACACGAGAGGCGACAUCUUGGCCAUCUCCCCUUCCAUUGCCCGCUCUGUGCUCGACAGUUCUCCAGGAGAGAUACCCUGAAACGACAUCUUGGAACACAUCAACUAUCUCCCGAGCAAACCGCCGCGCUGGCAAAAGCAACCGAUACAGGUCCGUCCAAAGCAUGCACCAACUGUGCAAAGUCGAAACAGAAAUGCGAUCGAGAUAUGCCUUGUGGCCGUUGCAGGAAGCGGAAGCUGCAAUGCUCGGUCGCCACAAAUCAACCUGAUGAUGGGUUCGAUGUAAUAUCUUCCUCACAGACGAGUUCACAUUAUGGAGAAUCAAGUCGGGACACCCCGCAAAUGAACGCGGACCCCGUCCACCGACAAGACCCUUUCGCCGCCGCAGGCGGCUGCGUCAUGUAUGAUCACGGCAUUAGCGGAGCGUUUGCGCCGUCGGUGCCCGUAACUUCAACGUCAUUCGGCAACCUCCAGGACGACCAAGAAACACUGAACCACGAACUGCCGGACGCACUGCUGGACUAUCGGCUCUCGCCAACCUUGGCGGGCGCGCUCGUACCACAACACAAUGUCGCGCCAACUUUGAACACGACCGGGGCCUGGUUCUACCCCAUUCCGACCUGGGAGUAUGGGAUGGACAUUGAUAUCGAAGGCUUCAGAGCUAUUACUGAGAGCCGGUAUGCCAGGACGCCGCCGGAUACGUACGAUGAGAAAGGAGGGCUUGCAUCUCAGGAAGCAACCACCACUGUGAAUACAUCCGUCGUCAGUCUCCGGCCGAGGGAACAUUUGCCACGAUACGUGUCAUCAAUGAUAGACGACAACGACACUCUUGCGGCAGAAACCCAUUUUCAUGUUCCACAAUUCUCCAACGUGGUUUAUGAGUCUAUUCGAACAUCCUUUCUCAUCCAUAGAGACAGGCUCACACUGGCGCUGGGCUCAGACCUAGCAUUUCCCGAGGCUCACGUACUGGGUACAUUUGUGCAGCUAUUCUUCGAGCAUACCCAUCAACAGAUUCCUGUUCUUCACUUGGCUACCUACAAUCCAAACCACGAGUCUUGGAUUCUUGUUCUGGCUGUAGGCGCUGUGGGUAGUCAGCAUUCGCAGGUCAGCAACCAGGCAAACCUCGCAAUGUCGCUAAGAGAAUUACUUUCAGAAGCUAUCCUAGACAGGGUUGGUUGUAAUCCUCGUGUCAUCGGUGAUCUUGCCUUCGGACAAGCCGUACUUCUGAGUCAACUCCUGUUGCAGUGUAGUGGCUGCCUCGCAAGUUCGCUACGCUCUCAGUACCAGAAGGGAAUUUUGACUGCCAUUUGUCGCUCAGUUGUUUCCCAAAACGGCUCUUUAUUCCGCACGGGCAAGGCUGUAAGCCAACCAUGGCGUCGUGCUGAGGACUGGCCCAAUGGAUUGAGCAAGAGUCUUGACGCGUUGGCAUUCUUCUCUCUAUCUGCCCGACAGCGUCCGCCUGUGGGCAUGCACUUCAGCUAUCGAGUGGGAGAAGCAGAGAAUGAUGUAUCCUCGUAA
This is a messenger RNA of Verticillium alfalfae VaMs.102, 1560 nucleotides long. RefSeq lists its product as hypothetical. The record is from RefSeq and is a predicted model, not a curated record. The coding region runs from base 250 to 1560 and encodes 436 amino acids. The transcript is spliced from 4 exons. NCBI's taxonomy places the organism in Eukaryota, Fungi, Ascomycota, Sordariomycetes, Glomerellales, Plectosphaerellaceae.